Molecule: messenger RNA, 2247 nt
Organism: Naegleria gruberi
Lineage: Eukaryota; Heterolobosea; Eutetramitea; Acrasida; Naegleriidae
Exons: 2
Coding region: 1-2247 (748 amino acids)
Biological process (GO): proton transmembrane transport
Cellular component (GO): membrane
Molecular function (GO): diphosphate hydrolysis-driven proton transmembrane transporter activity; inorganic diphosphate phosphatase activity
Source: RefSeq, a predicted model, not a curated record
AUGUACUCACCUUCCAUGACAAUUCAACAAGAUGAAGAAGAUCACUGCUUGGUGUUGGCUUUUAUUGAUUUUUCAUUCCCUGAUCGGACCAACACUUCCAAUCGAUUCAUUACAAGUAAUAAUCAAAUAGUUAUUGAUUUACCUGUGGAAGCAUUCAUGAUGGUCCUAUCAAUUGGAUGUAUUUGUAUUGCCUUUAUGAUAUUCAUGUGGAUUGGAUUGAAAAGGAGAGCCAUUAAUAAUGAUCAACAAGAAGGAAAGGAAGAAUUGAAACAAUUGAAAGAUAAAUUGGAGGUUGAUGCAAUGGUUUUGACAUUUACUAGACAAUUUUUCAAGAGGGAAAUCAAGUAUUUAAUUCCAUUCAUUAUCAUUGUUGGUUCAUUGUUAAUUGGAUUCGAUCAGACGAAUUUAUUUGUUACGAAUUCCAUUUGUUUUAUUUUGGGAUGUUUUGCAGUCAUUUUGGCAACCUAUGUUAAUGGUUUAAUUUCGAAUAGCAAUUCAAGUAUAUAUAGUGGAGGGGAGAUAAUUGGCUUAUCUAUUAGGUUUGGAAGUGUGAUUGGAUUUUUAACACUUGGUAUUUCAUUGAUCAUGUUAAUUGCUUGCUUUUUACUCUUUUCAAAUUUUAAUGCUGUACUGUCCUUUGUGUUGGGAUGUAGUUCCAUUUCAUUGAUUAGUCAAUUGAGUGGAUCUGUUUUUCAAAAGUCAGCUGAUGUAACCAUGAAUUUAUUGGGGCAAUAUAUUAAUAGUAGUACGACAGGUCAAGAAGAAAAUUUAACAUCUGACCAUAAGAGAAAUCCAAUUGUUAUUGCCAAAAUUGUGGGAGAACAUAUUGGUGGAAUAGUAGCUCACUCUACUGAUGUUAUUCACUCGUUUGUAGCAAUUGUUGUUCUCUCCUCAAUUAUUGGAAGUCAAUACUUUGGAACGAAUGGAGUUUCUCUGCCUCUCUACUUGGUUAUUAUAAACAUUUUGACUUCUAUUAUUGGAAUAGUUGUGGCUGCACUUUCUAAUAUAAUAUAUCCAUCACUGCAAACCAACAAUGAAAAUAAUCAAGAGGUUGAAAAGAAAAUAUCAAAAUUGAUAGUCAAGUCUGUAGCAAUUAGUGGAACAAUUAAUAUGGUACUUGUUCUGGCACUCACAUUCACUCUCUUUGAUGUUAUCACACAGGGAUGGGCUAUAUUCGGUUGCUACCUGAUUGGAUUCUUGAAUGGUGGAGUUUUAAUUCAAUUCUUAUUCAGAUAUUAUACUUUCCACAGAUAUCGUCCAGUUCAAUACCUGGCUCUCAAUUCUACAAGUUGGUAUCACUAUGUUUCAAGUGGAUUUUCUCAUUCAGUUCUAUCCCUCAUUAUUCCAAUACUUUCCAUUAUUGUCAAUAUCAUUCUUUGUAGUGCUCUUUCUACUUUCAUGACAGGUGGUAGAGCAUUUGGAUCAUUAUUUGGGUUGACAAUUUCUGGUAUUGGCAUGUCUGCAAAUAUAAUUUUCUUCCUAGUACUGGAUACUAUUGUUCCAAAUAUGAAUAUUAGACACUUGGAUCAGAAAGAAACCAAAUUGAAUCCAACUCUUCACACUUACUUUUUAACAAAUGGUGGUGUGAAUAGAGGUUGUCUUUUAAGUAUUACUCUAUUUUUCUGUUUGAGUGGUUUGCAAUUUUUGAUGGUCAAGAGUGGCUUGGGUGUUGUAAACAUGAUAGAUCUUUCUACCUUGAUUGGCUUGAUUGUUGGAUUGGUACUGCCAUUUAUUAUUGUUGGACUAUUGUGGAGCACAAUUAAUUAUUGCUCCAUGCAAAUGAUUAAUGAAUGUAAAGGUCAAUUGAGAGAAAUUGAUGGCCUGUUAGAAGGUAGACUAAAUAGUAAACCUAAUUAUGAGAAUAUGAACCGAUUACAGGGUGUGAAAUCUAUCAGAGGCGUCAUUAUGAUUACUAGUAUCAUUUUUUUAGCACCAACUUUGAUAGGGUUAAUUGGAAGACAAAAAAUGUUGCUUGGAUUUUUAGUGAGCUUUUCAUUGGUUGGCUAUUUUCUUUCAUUUAUAAUGUUAAACUUGGGCUUUUCUUGGAAUUCUGUGAGAAGAAUUGUGGAGCUAAAAUAUACUGAGCAGUCUCUUCAUAUGGAUAUCACAAGACAUAAUACUGUCAUUGCGGACACUGUUGGAAUUUCAUUAAGAGACUCUCUUGCUCCUUCCCUUUUAUCUAGUGUUAGAGUUGUUACUCUAAUUUGUCUAGUGAUAGCCCCAACAUUGAAAUUUCUAUAUCCAUAA